UCUGAUCCAAAUCAAUUCAAUUCAUCAACCAUUCAACAACAACAUGAACCACCGACAACAACAACAACGACAGUAAAUCUACAAGUAGAUCUGGAUCUAGAUUCAUUGUUUAUUGAUACUACAGCAGUAAAUAAUGAAGAUGAUGUUGUUGUAAAUUCAAUUUCUAUGCCGAAAUCGACAAGUUUACUGGAUGAUAACGAUGAUGAUUGUGACCAAAAUGAUGAAGAUGAUGGUGAUAAACACUCUUCAUCCAGCACACCAAGUGAAUCGUGCUUAUUGUCAUCGACAGAUGAAAAUAAUCAUCAUCUUAAUCCAAUUAUGAUCAAUGCAAAUGAAACAAUUGAUCAUCAAUCAAUUAUCGAUAAUUAUUCAACAACGGCAACAACAACAACGACAUUUAAUGGAAAUUCUGCAAAUUGUUUUACAUUUUCAAAUUGUCCAAAUAAUGAAUACAAUAAUAGUAGUAGUAUGGAAUCUUCAUCAUCAUCAUCAUCAUCAUCUUCAUCAUCUUCAUCAUCCUCAUUGUUAUCAAAAUCUGAUAAUAAUUCACAACAAUCGGCUAGUAAUCAUCAAAUGAAUGGUUGUGAUACAUUAUCAUCAUCAUUAUAUGAAGAAAAUGAUAAUGAUCAUGUUUCAUUUGAAUGUCUUGAAGAAGCAUUAUUAUUAAAUGAUGAUGAUGAUGAUGAUGAUGAUAAUGGUUCAAAUACAAGUACAAAUAGUGUUGGUUAUGGUUUCGAAAACAUUAUCAACAACAACAAUAAUAAUAAUAUCAACAACAACAACAACAACAAUAACAUCAACAAUAACAACAACAACAACAGCAGCAAUAGCAAUAAUAGCAAUAAAAAACGUAAAGCAAACAAUUCAAAAAAUUAUAUUGGCAAACAGAAUCUAUUUCAAGAAUUUCAAAGCGAUGAUGUUGCCAAAAUUCGUGAUAAUGAAAAUAAAUAUAUAAUCGCAUUACAAAAAGACAUGAAAAUCGUUGGUUACCGUUGUGAUUGGCCAGAAUGUGAAUUUCUUACCUGCCGUAAAUAUGUUAUGGUCAAUCAUAUAAAUGGAAAACACACUAAUCAAAGGCCUUAUUCAUGUGACAUGUGUAAUUUUACAUUUGUCAAACGUUAUUUUCUCAAAGCCCAUAUGUAUAAAGUACAUAAACGGCGAAUGAGUUUAGAUGACCGAAAAGAUCAACAUGACACUGAUAUUCAUAAUGAUGAUUGUUCAUCAUCAUAUGAUGAUUCUAAUGCAGCCAUUAUCAUCAACAAUAGCAGUAGCAAUAAUAAACGUGAUCAUCAAAAUCAUGAUUCAUUCAAUGAUUCAUUAGGCUUAUUGGUUAAUAAUAAUAAUAAAUUUAAAAUCGAUCCACAAUCUACAAUGAUCAAUAACGUAUAUAAUAAUGAUAUGAUUUAUGAUCAACAACAACAGCAACAACAGCCGCAAAUUCCUUAUAAUGGACAAUGUCCAUUACCAUCAGUAAAUGAUGUUCAAAAUAUUUGUUAUAAUAAACAACAACAACAACAACAACAACCAUAUAAAUCUUCAUCUUAUCAUGAUUAUUCUGAUAAUAUCUACGCAUAUAAUAAUAAUGUUUAUAAUAAUUAUCAACAACAAUCGACGACAAUUGUAAAUAAUAAUCAUCAUCAUCAAUUUGAUAAUAAACCUAUUGAUGAUUCAAUGGUUAUUAAUAAUAAUGAUAAUAAUAAUUACAACAGUUAUCCACAAAUGAAUCAUAUUGAUAAUAAUAAUUCAUAUCCAUCAAUGUUAUCGACAACUACAAGACAACAAUCAUCAUCGAUUAUUGAUCCAUUAUUGACACCACCAUUAAUUAAUAGCAAUAAUAAUAAUUGUCAUCAUAAUCAUCAUCGCCGUCCUUCAACCCUUGUGGUUAAUAAUAAUAAUAAUAAUAAUGUACCAAUGACCAAUACUACUGAUUGUUAUAAUAAUUAUCCAACAAUUGAUCAGCAACAACAAUCAUCAUAUUGUAGCAAUAAUAAUAAUACAGCCUUAACAUUGACCAAUGGCCAUCAACAUCAUACACAUCAUAAUUCAUCGAUAAUUAUAACGGAUGAAUUUCUUAGUCCACCAUCAUCGAUAUCAUCAAAUGGUUCAUCAUCAUCAUCAUCAUCAUCAUAUAAUAAUGGCAAUGGUCAAUGGCCAUUAUCCAAUGAUCUACAAAUGCAACAACCAAUUCGUGUUUCAACAUCAUCGACAACGACAACAGCGACACCACCAACAAUAAAUAGCAAUAAUCAACGGAAUUUAUUGAAUAAUACACCAAAUUCAUUAGCAAAUAAUUCAUCAUUUUUCCUGCAUACACCAUCACCAUCACCAUCAUCAUUAUCACAUUCACCUGGUAAUAAUAAUAAUUCAUCAAUUCCAAUGAUUUUUCCAACAACAUCGGCCACGACAACGACAGCAUUGAUCAAUGUAAAUCAACAAUCUCCAGACAUUACUACUGGCUAUAAUAAUAAAAAUAUUUCACAACAACAACAACAACAUUAUCCAACCAAUUUUGCUGAUACAUUUAUUAAUGGCAAUCCAACAACGAUUGAUUAUUGUGAUUGGGAAAUGAAAAAUGAUCAUAAUGAUGAUGGUGGUUUAUACGAAAAAACCAACAUGUAUCAUCAUGGAUCGAUGAAACAACCAACACCAUCGACAACAACAACCAUACAACAUCAGCCACAGCAGCAGCAGCAACAACAAUAUUUUGGUUUUGAUCAACAACAACAUUCACAACCAAUCGAUAAUAAUUAUGAUCAGCUUUUAAUACCUUCUUAUAAUGAAUUUACAGCAAGUAAUAACGGUACCGGUGGUGGUUAUCAUCAAGUUGAUCAUCCUAAUCAAUCGAAUCAAAUGAUGAUGAUGUCAACAACGUUUGGUCAUCAUCAUCAUCAUCGUACAUCAUUUAACAAUGGUCAACAACAGCAGCAGCAACAACAACAACAAGAAUGUUGGACAACUGGAACAUGGUAAAAUAAUUUAAAAACUAACGAACUCAUACACCUAAAUCAUUGAUCUCAUCAAUAAUCAUAAUAAUGAUACUUAAAUGUCACAUCUAUUUAUUAUCUCAAAUUACUGAAUGCAAGAUUUUGAUGAUGAACAAAAUUUUUUUCCUUUCAAAAAUUUUCGUUUUUCAUUUCAUAUAAUUUUUGGCAAUACUUUCGUUGGCUAAACUGAUUUUUUUUGUUCUAUCUUGUUACAUCAUCAUUCAUUCAUUCAUCGAUCGAUCGAUCGAUCGAUCGAUCUAUC
Molecule: messenger RNA, 3246 nt
Organism: Dermatophagoides farinae (American house dust mite)
Lineage: Eukaryota; Metazoa; Arthropoda; Arachnida; Sarcoptiformes; Pyroglyphidae
Source: RefSeq, a predicted model, not a curated record